AUGGCGUUCUCAUCAAUUCUUAUUCCACAAUUAUCUGAACCUGAAAGUGAUAUUCAAAUAGAUCUCAGUAGUUCAUCAAAUAUUGCUUCGAUUGUAGUUGUGUCUGUAGCAUUUGGUGCUUUGGUUUGUGGUUCACUUAUGGAUACAUUUGGACGGGUAAGACUAUCAACUAUGAUUUGUGUGCCUUUCGUUGUGGCUUGGCUGUUGAUAGCCCUCUCGAGAAAUCUUUUCAUGAUUUACACAGCUCGGAUUCUCUCAGGCUUUUGUGGAGGCCUAACAACUGUUGCUUUGGUUUAUGUAAGCGAAAUUUCCAGCCCCGAAUACCGCGGAAUGCUUUUGUGUUUAAACAGCGUAGCUGUGUCUUUGGGAAUUUUAAUUACAUACCUUCUGAAUGUCUACUUCAAAUGGCGUACAAUUGGAUAUAUCUUCGCCGUCUCAGCACUAUUAACAUUUUUCAUCGUCAGUCGACUGCCAGAGUCUCCCAGUUGGAUUGUUUCUAUGAGGAAGAAAAGAAAAAAUUCUGACGCUCUCGCAUCGUAUGAAUGGAUUUACCGUAGACAUCAUUUAUCUUCAUUUUACUAUCAUCAAUUAGUUGAUAACGAGAAAUUGAAGCGGAAUCAUUUGGAAAGCUUGGAAAAAAAAGAAGAAGUGAAAAGUAUCCUAAAACUUUCACAGGAGUCAAAAGUGUACAAGCCACUGAUAAUUCUUUUGUUCAUGUUUCUCUUCCAACAACUUUCCGGCUGUUACAUUCUCAUAUUUUACACAAUAAACAUCUUUCGAAACUUGAGCUUAAACUUCACAGAGAAAAUAAACGAGAAUAUGGCGCUCAUGUUGCUUGGUACGCUUCGCUUGAUUAUGUCUGUUAUUGCUUCUGGAGCGUCACGCAAAUGCCAUAGGAAAACUCUUCUUUAUAUCUCGGGACUAGGAAUGAUGAUAUUCAUUUUUAUAGCUGCCAUAUUGGUGCAAAAUACGGACGGAUCAACCCAGAAUUUUCUGAGCUCUCAGACAUCGAUGAAUCAUACGACAAUAAAUGAUGACAAUGGGAGUUAUAAUGAAGUUUAUCUACUAAUCAGCAUAUUGUGUUACAAUUCCUUUAGUGCGCUAGGUGUUAUGAUUCUUCCAUGGACAUUAAUAUCCGAGCUUUAUCCCAUCGAAGUAAAGGGAAAGAUGGGAGGAUUGACUGUGGCCAUCGCCUACGUUCUAAUGUUCAGUGUAGUUAAAGUUUUUCCCUUCUUUUUCAAUUUAUAUAACAUUGAGACGAUGUUCUACUUAUUUUCUGCAAGCAGUCUCGCCUUCUGUGCUUUCGUUUAUCGUUUUCUACCUGAGACUUAUGGAAAAAGUUUAAUUGAUAUUCAGAAUUAUUUCGUAACAGUGAAACAGUAGUAUAAUAAAAACAAUUGCCACCAUAACUUAAAUGAAAAUAUAAACAAUUUUGAAUUCUAUACCA
This is a messenger RNA of Clunio marinus, 1447 nucleotides long. The record is from the annotation of a GenBank genome assembly. NCBI's taxonomy places the organism in Eukaryota, Metazoa, Arthropoda, Insecta, Diptera, Chironomidae.